UGUCCUUUUCUUGAUGCUGUUACCUGUAACAUUGGUAUAAAGCAAUCGUACAACGUUCUCUCUCAGUACAUUUCAGCCAGAUCAGUCGUUGCGGACAGUGCAGUACACACAUCGUGCAUCUAAAGAGAACCUCCGUUUCGCUGUUUAACAACCUAACCAAGCACUUAUACAAUGUAUAACCAAACGUUCAACACCAGUUCGUACGGUGGCGGUUAUGGUGGUGCCGAUCAUCAACAGCAGUACUACUAUCAGCAGCAACAGCAACAGCAAUACCACCAACAGCAACAAGUGCAGAAGCAACAUCAGCAAAUGAUCGCCGGUAUUAUGGGUUACUACCCGCCGGAAGCGGCGGCAAUGUUCUACAAUCCGUAUUCGUACGGACAUGACCAGUCAGUGCAACAGUAUGCCCAACAGCAGCAACUGGACUAUCAGCUAACUCCUGCCCUGUACCUUCUGAACCAGCAAGCCGAACUGCUGCAAAAGUCACUCGUCAAGGGACAGGCGAAGAAACUGAUCGACGGCACACUUAACAACAAGCCUCAGCGUAAACAACGUGGUCCGUACAAGAAGCGCACCAACAAAACGCUAUCCCCGACCGUAUCACCAGCACCGGAGUUUGUAACGGAUACGGAGCGUCUGUCAUCGUCCGAUCUGUCCAGCGGUAACAAUCGUUCAACCGGUUCCGACGUAUCCGUCCCAACCAUGGAUAGCAGCUACCAACAGCAACAACAACAGCCGCGGAAGCGCAAAAGUGAUCCCUGUCUCGUGAUCGACCAGCAGGAACACAAACAGAGCCGAACACUGAGCCACAAACAGUCCAUCUUUCGCGAUGUAGCCCUGAUGGCCGUAAGCUCUUGCACUGCGGUCGAACAGUGUUAAGUUGGCCGAUGGCCAAAUCGCUGAACGAAAGUGAAACUUACUAACAGCGGACGGCAGUUCCUUACCAUCACACCAUCCAUUCCAACCUGAUGUUGAUCAUACGAUAGAAACGAACGAGAACGGUCAACUUAAAAUAUUUAAACAACUGUUACGGAAAAUAUAUUAUAACGAGCAAUGAAUU
Anopheles moucheti is the source of this 1060-nucleotide messenger RNA. RefSeq names its product LIM and SH3 domain protein Lasp-like. Bases 172 to 879 code for a protein of 235 amino acids. The record is from RefSeq and is a predicted model, not a curated record. The transcript has a single exon. NCBI's taxonomy places the organism in Eukaryota, Metazoa, Arthropoda, Insecta, Diptera, Culicidae.